Molecule: messenger RNA, 1179 nt
Organism: Saccostrea echinata
Lineage: Eukaryota; Metazoa; Mollusca; Bivalvia; Ostreida; Ostreidae
Exons: 8
Coding region: 12-971 (319 amino acids)
Biological process (GO): methylation
Molecular function (GO): S-adenosylmethionine-dependent methyltransferase activity
Source: RefSeq, a predicted model, not a curated record
AGUAAUCCAAGAUGGAAUAUAAAAUGAUGAGCGUUUUAUAUCCGGAUCUCUUCCAUACUCUUCUUGAGCCUUGUGUGGAACCUGUUCUGAAAUUUUUAAGUUUUGAUUCAAAGAUUGACCGUCCCAUCAACAUAGUGGAUUUUAGUACGUGUCUAGGAAGCACUUUUUGCCCAUUUCUGAAAAUUCUGAUAGAACAAAUUCGAAACAAGUCACAAUGUCGAGAAAUUGCUGUUUACCUCAACGAUCAGAAGACAAACGAUUUCAACGCUUUGGUCAGGAAUAUUGCAGGAUUUCAAGAAGAAGAGAAUGAUCCCUUCCUCCGAAUAUUCAUCAAUCCUAGCAGUGUUUAUGAACGUUGUCUUCCGGCAUCCAGUAUCGACAUCGGUAUUUGCUCAUUCGUGGUGCACUGGCUAUCCACGCCGAUACGUGUUGAAAAGGAGUUAUUUUACUUUCCUGGAAAGACAGAGAAAGAUGAUGAAAUUGAAGAAAAGGCUGCUAAGGAUUGGGACAAUUUUCUUCACUCGAGAUCCAGAGAGAUGAAAAAAGGUGCUGUGUUCCUUGUAGUUGUACUCUACUAUUCUAGAGAAUUACAUGAAAUUAUGUGUGAUGAAUUCUAUCAACUUUAUGAAAGAAAUAUCAUAACAAAGGAAGAAUUCUCAAAUACAACCGUACCAGUGUACCCCUGCAGAACAGAGACCGACCUCAGGGCACCGUUUGACGACAUUGGACAGCAGAUUGAUAUUAGACUUCUAGAACUGCGGAAAAGACCUAUCAGGAUUUACAAAGACGAGGACAUUGCUAGUCUGAGAUGUUGGAUGAAUAGCAGCAUAAUGGCCGGACUCUGUGGAAUCAGAAAUGAUAAGGAGGCUAAUGAAAUCUGUAACAUUUACUUUCAAAACUUAAAAGAUCGGUUAUCAGACUGGAAAUGGAUGGAUCACUUCGUGUUUGACGUUAUUUUCCAGAAAAUCUAGUGAAUUUUAUCUAACGAAAAUCACUCAGAUCUCAUACUUAUUGUUUUCACUGUUGUAAACAGAUGUAACCUAUCAUUUGGUGGUAUUCUGGCCUCUAGACCAUAAACUGAGAAUAGACAAGUCAAAAUUUUGAUUUUUAAUAUCUUUACUUUUAUUUAAUGUACUUGCUUAAAAAUUUGCAAUUUUAUAUAACAUUUAAAUUCAAAUA